GGAGAUUAGAUAAAGGGCUAUUUGGAAGAGAAAAUAGGAGGCACUUUUUUACACAGAGAAUCAUGAGAGUCUGGAGCCAACUCCCCAGUAACGUUGUUGAAGCGACACCCUGGGAUCCUUCAAGAAACAGAUUAUAAUAAUAAUAAUAAUAAUAAUAAUAAUAGUAAUAAUCUUUAGUUUUAUAGCGCCUUUCAUAGUGGACCAUCAUCACAAAGCGGUGUGUGAGCUAUGCAUCAGCUGCAGAGUCACUUACAACAACGUCUCACCUGAAAGACGGAGCACAAGGAGGUGAAGUGACUUGCUCAGGGUCACACAGAGUCAGUGGCUGAGCUGGGAUUUGAACCGGGGACCUCCUGGUUACAAGCCUGUUUCUUUAACCACUGGACCACUCAGCCUCCUAAAAGGAACAAUAAGCUCCUAACAACCAGGUUUGAGGACAAAAUGACUCCUUGCUGAUCAGUCUUUAAGAGAAUGUUUUAUAAAACACCAAACAUACUUAUUUAAUGAAAAGAGAACUAUAGUAACUUUCAUCCAUCAUUCUUGAGAUUAGACAGAUACAAUCCUCUGGGAUUAUAAACGUAUUACAAGAAAUUCUGUGUCCCUUCAAUAGUAAAGCCAGCCCUGCUAUUAAAGCCAGGUUUUGUCGGUCCCUUGAAUGGCCUUAGUAGCACUAUAUUUAAAUAAAUGCAUUUAUUUUUCAGCUGUUACUAAGCAGAAUCUCGUGUGCUGCCAUGGACAGUGUGGAGAUGGAAUCUGUCCAGAUUAAAGAGGAGUUCUCUGAACCUGAACUUGUCCCCUUUAGAGCGGAGAUCUCUGGGCUGGCUUCUCUCCCCAUUAAACAGGAGCUCUGUGAGAUGCAAUGUGACAGCAGUCAGCCACAGGUCUCUGAGGUUAAAGCUGAGCGCAAUGAAUUGGAGAUCCCGCAGACAGAAGAACCCCUUCCUGUGAAACAAGAAGAGGUGCUGGAAAUUAACCAUAUUAAACAGGAGCCCCCUGAAGUAGAGUUUGACCACAUGGACCAAGGGAUGGAAGAAUCCGAGGACUUCAAACCAAACAUCCCUAAGCCGGAGAGAGUCUGUGUGAGAGAGCAAGGUGCUGGAGAGGAAGGCUUUCUCAACAGCAUGCAAGGAGGUGGAAAGGAAGACAGGCAGUCACAUUCAGAAUGCAGUCUAGCAGGUUCCAGUCCAGCAGCUAAAGCGAGGGCAGACGGUGGAGAAUAUCCUGACUGUGGUAAAGGUUUCACGCAGUUAGGGCAUUUAAACAAAACCCAGCGAACUCACACAGGCGAGAAACCGUAUUGCUGCACUGACUGUGGGAAGAGUUUCAAUCAUUUUAGAAACCUAAAACAACACCAGCGAAUUCACACAGGAGAGAAACCGUAUCACUGCUUUGACUGUGGGAAGAGUUUCAGUCAGUUAAGCAGCCUUGUUUUACAUGAGCGAAUUCAUACAGGAGAGAAACCAUAUCACUGCUCUGAUUGUGGGAAGAGUUUCAGUCAGUCAAACAGCCUUGUUUUACACCAGCGAACUCACACAGGAGAGAAACCGUAUCACUGCUCUGACUGUGGGAAGAGUUUCAGUCGGUCAGACAGUCUUGUUUCACACCAGCGAACUCACACAGGAGAGAAACCGUAUCACUGCUCUGACUGUGGGAAGAAUUUCAGUCGGUCAGGCAGCCUUGUGUCACACCAGCGAACUCACACAGGAGAGAAACCGUAUCACUGCUCUGACUGUGGGAAGAGUUUCAGACAGUUAGGAAGCCUAAAAGAACACCAGCGAGUUCACACAGGAGAGAAACCAUUUCACUGCUCUGACUGUGGGAGGAGUUUCAGUCAGUUAGGAAGCCUAAAAGGACACCAGCGAACUCACACAGGAGAAAAACCGUAUCACUGCUCUGACUGUGGGAGGAGUUUCAGUCACUUAGGAAGCCUAAAAGGACACCAGCGAACUCACACAGGAGAGAAACCGUAUCACUGCUCUGACUGUGGGAAGAGUUUCAGUUGGUCAGACAGCCUUGUUUCACACCUACAAACUCAUACAGGAAAGAAACUGUGUCUGCUCUAACUGUAGGAAGAGUUUCCGUCUUAAACAAGCCCUUCAAAAACACCAGCGAAUUCAGAGGAGAGAAACCUUAAAGACUGUUUCGUGUAUCACUCUUAACCCUUUGCGGUCAGUUUAUUCAGUACCUGUGAGGCACGUCAAGUCCUACAAAGGAAGGCUUUGCGCUCUCACAGCCUCUCAGUCUCGUGUUCUUAUUGUUUCCGAUCGUAUACUCCCGGCAUUGUGUUAUUUCAGUGAUACUGUAUUUCUUUUAUUUCACUCUAUUAUGUCAUUCAAAUCAUGACUGGAAAGCGACCACGUGAUAGCAAGAGUGCAGGACCAGUUCGUAAGCGAAAGAAGAUUGAUUUAGAGCAGAAAAUGAAAAUACUGAAAAAGUAUUAAGGCGGACAAAGCCUGUCUUCAGUUGCUUGUGAACUCGAUUUGGCUACCUUUUUUCAUGUUCUAUAAACAUACGUACUGUACACACAUACAUUUACAUAGCCACACAUACACAAAAACACAUACUGUACAGUAUUACACACAUACUGUAUGUGUAUAUAUAUAUAUAUAUAUAUAUAUAUAUAAUUAUUAUUAUCUAUUUCUUAGCAGACGCCCUUAUCCAGGGCGACUUACAAUUGUUACAAGAUAUCACAUUAUUUUUACAUACAAUUACCCAUUUAUACAGUUGGGUUUUUACUGGAGCAAUUUAGGUAAAGUACCUUGCUCAAGGGUACAGCAGCAGUGUCCUCCACCGGGGAUUGAACCCACGACCCUCCGGUCAAGAGUCCAGAGCCCUAACCACUACUCCACACUGCUAUAUAUAUAGCGUCUGUAAUUUUGAAUACUGACUGGAUACUGUUUUAAUUCUGGAAACAGUUUUUUUAAUAGUUUGGUUUUGCUAAAUUGCAUUGCCUCUUACUGUUUACACAUUUCUGACAUUUAGAUUUAAAAAUACAAACAAUUAUACUUUAAUUAAUAAUUGAAACAAGAUAAGACUUAAACUGAACAGGUGAUAUUUUGUGCAUUUUAAAACAACAAUUACAAAUGUCUGAACCGUUUAAACAUUGAUUUGAAUGUAUCUACAAGUUUUGAAGUAACUCUAGAUUACAGCUUAAUAGGGCUGUCAGUUAAUGCUGUAUUACUGCAAAUGUUUACUCCUGUUUACUUCUAAUUCUGGUACCGUGAUUUCUUUUAUAUUCGUCUUA
Acipenser ruthenus (sterlet) is the source of this 3244-nucleotide messenger RNA. Its product is annotated as zinc finger protein 501-like. The coding region runs from base 732 to 2063 and encodes 443 amino acids. Gene Ontology annotation, biological process: regulation of transcription by RNA polymerase II. The transcript has 2 exons. NCBI's taxonomy places the organism in Eukaryota, Metazoa, Chordata, Actinopteri, Acipenseriformes, Acipenseridae. Gene Ontology annotation, molecular function: RNA polymerase II cis-regulatory region sequence-specific DNA binding; DNA-binding transcription factor activity. The record is from RefSeq and is a predicted model, not a curated record.